Frankliniella occidentalis (western flower thrips) is the source of this 1276-nucleotide messenger RNA. RefSeq names its product putative heat shock 70 kDa protein 7. The transcript is spliced from 7 exons. NCBI's taxonomy places the organism in Eukaryota, Metazoa, Arthropoda, Insecta, Thysanoptera, Thripidae. Gene Ontology annotation, cellular component: cytoplasm. Gene Ontology annotation, molecular function: ATP binding; ATP-dependent protein folding chaperone; ATP hydrolysis activity. Bases 155 to 1276 code for a protein of 373 amino acids. Gene Ontology annotation, biological process: protein refolding; cellular response to unfolded protein. The record is from RefSeq and is a predicted model, not a curated record.
CGCCUUCCGCACUUCACUACUCUUUCGCUGGGAAGACUAACGUUUCCCGUAAACGUAAAGCCCUAUAGAUUGUGCAAGUGAACGUGUGCAACUAGCUGGUGUUGCAGUAGCGCUGUAAAUAGGAUAAAGUGUGCAGUACACUAUUACUUGCGUCAUGUCUGGGAAACCAGUCGACGUGCGAGACCUUCCUGGGGUUGCCGUGGGUAUCGACCUGGGCACGACGUACUCAGUGGUGGCAGCGUGUCGUCUCGGAAGAGUGGAGCUGCUCGCCAACGACAACGGCAACCGCACAACCCCCAGCGUCGUCGGCUUCCUGGAGGGACAGUCGUUUGUUGGGGACGCGGCCAAAGAGCUGCCCGCCAUAAACCAGGUGUUUGAUGCCAAGCGGCUCGUCGGACGCCAAUGGAGCGACCUGGACAUCCAGAAGGACAUGGACGUGUGGCCCUUCCUGGUGGUGGAGCAAGACGGCGUGCCGAGGAUCAGGGUAGAGGCCGACGGAAAGAAGGAGACCUUCGCACCAGAGGAGAUUUCCGGAAUGGUACUCCAUGAUCUCAAGAAAACUGCCGAAGCCGCGUUGGGGCAGUCUGUAUCCAAGGCCGUCGUCACCGUUCCUGCCUACUUCAACGAGAGGCAGCGUCAGGCCACCAAGGACGCAUGUAAGAUCGCGGGUAUGGAGGUGCUUGCCAUCAUCAAUGAACCCACAGCAGCUGCUAUUGCCUACGGCCUGCACAACGUAAAGGGCAUCAGCUCCGCAAAGACUGUGUUCAUUUUCGACCUGGGUGGCGGGACGUUUGACGUCUCCGUUAUGAAGAUCACCGGCAGCGAUUUCCGCGUCCUGGGCUCGGGCGGCGACACCCACCUGGGCGGUCAAGACUUCGACGUGAUCCUCCUCAAUCACUGCAUCAAGGAUGCUACUAGAAAGUUGGGUGUGGAUCUAGCGCUUGACAAGCAAGCCGUUCAGGACCUCCGCAAGGCAUGCGAGCUCGCAAAGCGCAAGCUGUCGACGAUGCCCCAGGCGACAGUGUCAGUUUUCUUCCCCCGUCUCAACAAGGGCUAUCAGACUACCAUCUCAAGGGCCCUUUUUGAAGACCUGUGCUCCGCAUUGUUCAAGAUGACCAUCAAGGUCAGCAAACAGGUGCUGGCUGAUGCAAAGGUAGGGCUGGACUUAAAACUUAAAAUCUGUAUGGGCGCGAGAAAUGUGAGAAAAGUACCCUUCACCCCCAGCCUGCAAAUGGCAUGGCACACGCAUCUAGGAGCUAAUCUUUUCCGCUUGUAA